AUGGCACUCGGCUGCCUGAGUGCUGCAGGCCGCAGAGUGAACCGUGGCUUUCUCUGCUUCGAGCGCUAUGUCUCCAAGCGUGUCGACAAGGCCACCCGCGUUCUCCAGCCUCUGUUCCUCCUCCUCGCCGUCGUCCUCAUCUCGCUCUGCGCCUUCUGCUUCUUCGAGGCUGUCUUUCCCGAGGUGUUCCUCGCACCCGGCGUUCCUCGCUGGAGGCGGGUCCUCGGCACGGCGUGGUGCUCCUACCUCGUCCUCAUGAUGGCCUUUCAUUACUACAUGGCCGUCGUCACCCACCCGGGCUCGCCCCUCGACUCGCCUCGGCCGCUCCCUCCCGCCCAGCCUGUCCCUCUCCUCGGCCCUGUCCUCCUGCGACUCGUCACUCGAGCCAGUACGGCCCGCUCGGCGUCGGUCGCCACCGGUUCGCGCGCUGUUGCCGUCCGCGAGGUGCGCGCCGCGCAGGACAAGGAGCGUCGGCGACAAGCAGAGCGCGAGCCCGUGCGGCGAGGAGUGCCGGCCGCCGAGCUCGAGGGCGAGACCGAGACGGGUCGGGCAGACCGGUACGCUCGGAGCUGCAAGAAGUGCCCGCCGGUGGCAGGAGGAGGACGACCGCCCAAACCCGAGCGGACGCACCACUGCUCGGUGUGCGAGACGUGCAUCCUCAAGUUCGACCACCACUGCCCCUGGAUCAAGGGCUGCGUCGGCCUGCACAAUGAGCGCUACUUCCUCCUUUUCCUCUGCUACUUCUCCGUCGCCGCCCUGUUCGCCGCCUAUUGGGGGCUGCGCCCGACCUUGCGCUGCCUGAACUUCUUUUCGGGCGAUUGGAACCACCGCACGCCGCGCGUGCUCAUGCUCCUCACCGAGGUGCUCGCCCUCGUCAUGGGCGUCGCCGUCCUCGUCAUGUGCUUGAGCCAGCUGCACCUCGUCGCGCGCAACCAGACCAACGUCGAGUCGAAUGACAACGAGUGGUACCGCAAAGUCGCGCUCGCCCGAGGCCGGACCUUCCUCAACCCGUACGACCGCGGCUGGCGGCUCAACCUGCGCGAGUUCUUCCACCUCGGCUCGGCGAACGACGGGCCGUACCAUUGGGCGUCGAUCUUGCUCCCGCUCGCGAUCCCGCCGGCGAGUGACGGCUGGACGUGGAAGAAGAGGCGCAACUGGCGCGAGCACGGCAUCGAGGCCGCGGACGAGUUGACGGACGAGGAGGAACCUUCGUCCGACGAAGAGUUUGACGAGUAGCUGUUUCUCCGCCUGCAACACCUUGUUCUCUCGGCCUC
Molecule: messenger RNA, 1274 nt
Organism: Rhodotorula graminis WP1
Lineage: Eukaryota; Fungi; Basidiomycota; Microbotryomycetes; Sporidiobolales; Sporidiobolaceae
Exons: 8
Coding region: 1-1236 (411 amino acids)
Molecular function (GO): palmitoyltransferase activity
Source: RefSeq, a predicted model, not a curated record